Messenger RNA from Clonostachys rhizophaga, 3747 nucleotides. Lineage: Eukaryota; Fungi; Ascomycota; Sordariomycetes; Hypocreales; Bionectriaceae. The record is from the annotation of a GenBank genome assembly.
AUGCGACGGCUUUGGGAGCAUGCACGGCAAAAGGGUAGAAGUAGCAAACAAUCUGACAGUUCAGUGUCUGCCUCCCCGCCCCUCCCAAUAAUAACAAACACACCUCAGGGGCUUGAGGUCGUGUACGAUGGGAAUGAUGCUAUCGUUGACAUCAUCGCCGUUCACGGCCUAAACGGGCACCGACAGAAAACAUGGACCGCAGCUAACAAUGUCCAUUGGCUCCGCGACCUCCUUCCACACGAUCUACCUCGCGCUCGUAUCAUGUGUUGGGGUUACGAUGCCAACACGCACGACAGCUCUCGCGUGAGCUGCCAAUACCUGUACGAUCAUGCACGUACCUUGGUUUCGGAUCUGUGCCGAAAGCGGCAAUUGACCAGCUCAACGAGACGGCCGAUCAUAUUUGUGGCACACAGUCUAGGUGGCAUCGUUGUAAAAAGUGCAUUGAUCCAUUCAGACGCAUCGCGACAAGGGGCGUUGCUCGAACACCGCUCCAUCAAGCUCUGUACAUAUGGCAUCAUCUUCAUGGGUACCCCACACCAAGGUGGUAACGGGGUGCAAUUGGGCCGAUUACUCGUAAACAUUGCUUCAGUUUUUGUCGCAGCCGAUAACCAUAUCCUGCAGCAUCUAGAACGAGACUCAGAGUGGCUGCAGCAGCAGCUCGGGCAAUACGGCCCGAUUACUAACGACUUUGUUACAAAGUAUGCUUAUGAGGCAUACGAGACUGCAACGGCAUUUGGCCGCAAAAUCAUGGUAGUCCCGCGUGCAUCGGCAGUCGUACCAGGCCAUGCCAAUGCCGAGUCGAUCGUCAUUCAUCACGACCAUAUCAACAUGGUAAAAUUUAUAAGCAAGGAAGACAAUGGCUAUGAGAAGAUUUCAGGGUAUUUGCAGAUUAUGGUGGUGAAUACGGGUGACCAGAUACGGCAGCGAUGGGAGGAGGAGGCAAGGAUAACAGAGGCUCGGACUGAUCCUGCGUUCAGUCGAUGGUUCCUACCUCUAAGCUUAUCCGGCGUCACUGAAGUCGCGCAUUUCGUGGCAAGAGAGGAAGAGCUUGCACAAACACAUGAGAUUUUGCGUGCUAAUAACAGACGACGUACUGCUGUCCUGUAUGGCUUAGGUGGGAUGGGUAAGACACAAUUGGCGGCAGCAUACAUUAAACGCCACCAUGCAGAUUACUCCGCCGUCAUCUGGCUGAACGCCAAAGAUGCAACAUCACUAAAGCAAAGUUUCGCUCAUGUGGCCGGGAGGAUCAGUCAACAGCAUCCCUCCACACUCUACAUUGAGAAUGCCAUCAAGGACAAGGAUCUCGAUCAGAUAACCGAGGCGGUCAAGCGAUGGCUAGGAGAGACUCACAACAGCCGUUGGCUCGCUAUUUAUGACAAUUACGACAACCCGAAAUUCCCCAAUUCCACAAGUGGGCCAGAGUCGAGCAAAGAGAUUGUAAAGGACGAAUCUGGUGCGAUAAACUCUGAGUCUCAGAUAUCGCUGGAGAAAGGGUUUGAUAUUCGACCCUUCUUUCCCAGCAGUUAUCAGGGUGCCAUUCUGAUAACAACACGAUCAUCUAUCGUCCAGCUUGGAAAGAUCGUUCGACUAGGGAAAUUGACAAGUGUUCAUGACAGCCUUCAGAUUUUGGCUUCCACGUCACAUCGACAAGGCCUCAAUGACGAUGAUGCCGCUCUGCAACUCGCGCAGCGACUCGAUGGGCUUCCCCUUGCUCUCUCCACCGCCGGCUCUUAUCUUAGUCAAGUGUCGACAAGCUGGGCUGAGUACCUGGAGCUUUACAACAAGUCAUGGCUACGACUUCAAGAGACUAGCCCACAGCUGCUUACCUACGACUACGCAAUGUACACUACCUGGGACAUUUCAUACAGGCACAUCGAGCGAGAUAACAAAACCGCCGCUAAGCUGCUUCAGUUGUGGGCAUAUUUCGACAAUGAAGACUUAUGGUUCGAGCUACUACAAAGUGGUGCAUCGGAUGCAUCAAAUUGGCUGCUACAAGCUGUACAAGACCGACUCUCCUUUGACCAGACGAUAAGAGUGCUUUGCAGCCAUGGGCUUGUUGAGGCUGACCCACCGACUGGAAAAUGGGGCACACAGUCCAACGGAUAUAGCGUGCAUGGAUGCGUGCACUCCUGGAUGGUGCACGUGCUGAACAAGGGGACCAAUGAAGAUAUGUCUGAACUAGCGAUGAGAUGCAUAGCGUCGCAUGCACCUAGCAAAGAUGUGGCAGAGUAUUGGUUGGUCCAGAGACGUCUUCUUCGACACGCAGAUCGAUGCCACACGAUGCUAGUAAAAACUCAAAACCUGCAAAAUCAUGAGUGGAUACCCGCCGUGCUGGGCAAUCUUUACGCUGACCAAGGUCGAUUGAAGGAAGCAGAAGAUAUGUACAAUCGCGCACUUCAAGGGGAAGAGAAGGCAUGGGGACCAGAACACACAUCAACGCUUAUUAUAGUUAAUAAUCUUGGUCUUCUCUACGCUAGCCAAGGUCGAUUGAAGGAAGCAGAAGAUAUGUACAAUCGCGCACUUCAAGGCUUCGAGAAGGCAUGGGGACUGGAACACACAUUAACGCUUGAUACAGUCAAUAAUAUUGGUCUUCUCUACGCUAGCCAAGGUCGAUGGAAGGAAGCAGAAGAUAUGUACAAUCGCGCACUUCAAGGGAAAGAGAAGGUAUGGGGACCAGAACAUACAUCAACGCUUAUUAUAGUUAAUAAUCUUGGUCUUCUCUACGCUAGCCAAGGUCGAUUGAAGGAAGCAGAAGACAUGUACAAUCGCGCACUUCAAGGCUUCGAGAAGGCAUGGGGACCGGAACACAUAUCAACACUCGACACAGUCCUUAAUCUCAGCAAUCUCUACAAAAGCCAAGGUCGAUGGAAGGAGGCAGAAGACAUGUACAAUCGCGCACUUCAAGGCUACGAGAAGGCAUGGGGACCAGAACACACAUCAACGCUCACCAUAGUCAAUAAUCUCGCAUCUCUCUACGCCGACCAAGGUCGAUUGAAGGAAGCCGAAGACAUGUUUAACCGCGCACUUCAAGGCAGAGAGAAGGUAUGGGGACCAGAACACACAUCAACGCUCGACACAGUCAAUAAUCUCGCAGCUCUCUACGCUGACCAAGGUCGAUUGAAGAAAGCAGAGGAUAUGUACAAUCAUGCACUUCAAGGCUACGAGAAGGCAUGGGGACCGGAACACACAUCAACGCUUAUUAUAGUUAAUAAUCUUGGUCUUCUCUACGCUAGCCAAGGUCGAUUGAAGGAAGCAGAAGACAUGUACAAUCGCGCACUUCAAAGCGAAGAGAAGGCAUGGGGACCGGAACAUACAUCAACGCUCGAUACAGUUAAUAAUCUCGGGGUUCUCUACACUAGCCAAGGUCGAUUGAAGGAAGCAGAAGAUAUGUACAAUCGCGCACUUCAAAGCAAAGAGAAGGUAUGGGGACCGGAACAUACAUCAACGCUCGACACAGUUAAUAAUCUCGGGGUUCUCUACACUAGCCAAGGUCGAUUGAAGGAAGCAGAAGACAUGUACAACCGCGCACUUCAAGGCUAUACAAAAGCACUGGGAGUCCCCAUGGUGGACACUUACCCCCCUAUGCUAAAGACUCUGGAGAAUCUUGGAGACUUGUUACGGGAUGUUGGUCGGCUUGAAGAGGCACAGAAAUACUAUCUUCGUGCAGGAGGUGGUGUUAGACUUGUGUACGGGUCUGAGAGUGAAAAAUAUCGGAGACUUUCCUCUAAGUUGCAAGUUCAUAAUUAG